Messenger RNA from Neoarius graeffei (lesser salmon catfish), 918 nucleotides. RefSeq names its product ring finger protein 41, like (gene rnf41l). Gene Ontology annotation, biological process: regulation of canonical NF-kappaB signal transduction; positive regulation of JNK cascade; protein K63-linked ubiquitination. The transcript is spliced from 6 exons. Gene Ontology annotation, cellular component: plasma membrane signaling receptor complex. The record is from RefSeq and is a predicted model, not a curated record. The coding region runs from base 1 to 918 and encodes 305 amino acids. NCBI's taxonomy places the organism in Eukaryota, Metazoa, Chordata, Actinopteri, Siluriformes, Ariidae.
AUGGGUUAUGACAUGGAGCGUUUUGUGGGCUAUGUGAACGAAGGUUUGCUGUGCUGUGUGUGUCGUGAUGUGUUGGAGGAUCCUCUGCAGGCUCCAUGUGAGCAUGCUUUCUGCAGUACCUGCAUUCAUGCUUGGCUUGUGAACCAUCAGAACUGCCCUGAGGAUCGGCUGCCCCUUAGCAUCGCAAACCUGCGGCCACUUUAUAGAUACAUGCGGAAUGACUUGGCGAGGCUGCAGCUGAAGUGUAUGUAUCGCUCACAAGGAUGUGAAGUCAUCUGUGCUUUGGAGUCCAUACAUCGGCAUGAGGAACAGUGUGACUUUGCUCUGUUUAAUUGUAGCAAUGCUGGGGCGGAGUACUUGUGUUACCACUGUGGUAGGUUUUCAUGUUGUUCAGUGCGAGUGUCUCAGCAUUCUCUGGAAGAACACUUGUGUGUGUGUGAGUACCGCAACGGAGUGUGUGCAAGUGGGUGUGGAUACACACUACCAAAUGCAGACAAGGCUCAGCACAAUUGCAUAUCUGAACUCCGAGCUGAGCUGGACUUGCUGAGGACUCAACUGGAUUGUAAGGUUGAGAAAGUGAGACGUGAGAUGGAGUCCCGGCUGGAUUCUCAGAGGAGACACAUGGUACAAAAGGAGAGCCUACUAAAAAACGAGGUGGAUGAGCUCAAGGGCCAACUGUCUCGUGUAGUGUCUGACGUGUGUGCACUAUUGGGAGCAGAGCGAAUACGCAGGCAAGAGCUGGAAAGAGCGGAGUUUGAGAAAGCACAGCUUCUGGAACGUCUGAAGAAUGAGGUUCUUAAACCAGGCAUAGCCACUCAAAUGGCAAUGCGUCACGAUGACGAGCAUCGAAAGCAAAGCCCACACAGCCUAACGUUAGACUGCCUCAAGAAGAAGAGCAGAGACAUCACGGUUCUCUGA